AUGGCUCCUCUGCCUCUCCUCUUCGCGCCCGUGCGUCCUCUCGCACCGCCGCGCUCAGCUCCUCCGCGCCGUCUCGGCCGCUCAGCCACGUCCAGCCAGUGCGCCACCCCGCCGAACCGAGCCCGCCAUGUCGUCAAGCCGCUCACACCGAGCCGCCGUGGUCCACCUCGACUUCAGCCGACCGCACCGACCCAGCCGUGCCGUGCCACCCACGCGCCGUCGCCGUUCGUCACGAUGAGCCCGCCUCCCUUUCCACUACUCUCCCUCUGCGCCGACCUGCGCCGCCCGUGCGCGCCAAGCCGCUGCUGCCAUGCCCCUCGGCCGCGCCUCCCGCACCGCGCCGACAUGCCGUCUCCUACCGCACCGACCCGCGCCUCCCUCGUCGCCCAGCGCCGCACCUCUCGUCGCGCUGUAGCCCCUCUGGCCGCUGUUCCGUCGUGGCCGAGCCGUCACCUCGCGCCACCGGUCGGACUGCAGCUCCACCGCGCCAUCCGGCCUCCCGCCGUCCCGCGCUCGCAUCUAUGCGCCGGGCUACCGCCAUGCGUCACCGGUCCGUGCCGCCUUCUAGUGCGCGCCUUCUCCCUCCGACUUCCGGCCGACUCCCUCCCUCUCUCUCUCUCUCCGCCGCUGGUCUUCUCUUCCUCUGGCGACCGCCUCCCGGCCUUCUUCCAUCCCGAGAAUCCCGCCGCGCCGCCCGACCAUCCCUCCACCGCCGGCAUGCCGAGCACCCUCCUUUCCUUGAGCUCCGGCCGCUCCCUCCCUUUCUUCCGCCGCCGCGCUCUCUCUCCUUUCUCCGGUCUCUCUCUCUCUUCUCUGAGUCUCACGCUCGCACAGGAGAAGCCCGGCCGGCCUUAUCCAUUGCUCAGGCCGGCGUGUCCACCGGCCACGGUCCGCGGUGGACCGCACACCCGCAGCCCACACCGGUCCACGGACCAUGAACCUAUUCCACCCGAGCCGGUCCACGGUGCACCCACCUCACAACCUCCCUCCGGUCCACAGUCCCGCGGACCGAGUUCGCGGAAUAGUCUCCCUUUUUAA
Messenger RNA from Phragmites australis (common reed), 1038 nucleotides. RefSeq names its product vegetative cell wall protein gp1-like. The record is from RefSeq and is a predicted model, not a curated record. The transcript has a single exon. Lineage: Eukaryota; Viridiplantae; Streptophyta; Magnoliopsida; Poales; Poaceae. The coding region runs from base 1 to 1038 and encodes 345 amino acids.